UUAGGAUAAUACAUUUCAAAUCGGUUAGUCUAUCUACAGCUGAGCUGCUGUUGACUUCCACUGACAGUUUAAUUGCCAGUUAAUCAAGCUAUCACUGCUAUGAAUAUUCCAAAUACUUUCGCAGCGCUUUACAUACAGUUGAUGUGAUAUCCGCGACCAUAAAAAAACGCUGUUAGUUGUGCUGUGUGUUUACGAAAAAGAAAUGGCUCAGUACUUGGAGGAAAACCAUCACCUCAUGCACCACCAAGACUACCAGAACAAGCCCCUGAAUAUGGACACUAAGAUCCAGGAGAACAAAGGUUCUUUUUGUAUAGACGCGCUGUUGUCCAGGAACGACGAGAGACCCGCUAGUCCUGAUACGUCAAGGAGCAUCUCGCCGACGUCUACAAGGAGCAGGAGUCCUCCUAUAUCCCCAGGAAGCGAGGAUAUCCCCGCGACGGCGUUCGUUCCAAGACCGGGACUCCUCAGUCAUAUCUACCCCAACGGGGGAGGUUUCUACGGGUACCAAGGUCAACCCCAAGCGUCUGCUUUCCAUUCUUUGGACGGGACGAUGGUGCAGAAGGUCCAUCUACCCGUAAGUCACCACAAUCAGAGUCAAAUCCAUCAAAUGCACUUGGAAUGGCUGGCUAGGACUGGGAUGUUUUACCCUAGGUUACCGGAUCUAACAGGAAAAAAUUGGAGCAAAUUUUCAACAAUGCGGAAGAUGAAUUGGAAAAUUUCAUAUUAUUGGCAUGAGAGCAACUUUUCAAAAGGAAUUUCUAAAAAUUAG
This is a messenger RNA of Anoplophora glabripennis (Asian longhorned beetle), 769 nucleotides long. RefSeq lists its product as uncharacterized. The coding region runs from base 203 to 769 and encodes 188 amino acids. The transcript is spliced from 2 exons. The record is from RefSeq and is a predicted model, not a curated record. NCBI's taxonomy places the organism in Eukaryota, Metazoa, Arthropoda, Insecta, Coleoptera, Cerambycidae.